This is a messenger RNA of Vanrija pseudolonga, 501 nucleotides long. RefSeq lists its product as uncharacterized. NCBI's taxonomy places the organism in Eukaryota, Fungi, Basidiomycota, Tremellomycetes, Trichosporonales, Trichosporonaceae. The record is from RefSeq and is a predicted model, not a curated record. Bases 1 to 501 code for a protein of 166 amino acids. The transcript has 3 exons.
AUGAGCACUCCCCAGCGUAACCUCCCACCAGGGGAAGACACGCUGCGCGAGCCCCGCGCGCGCGUUGUCCAGUGCGUCGCGCCCCCUCCGCUUGGUGUGCGGCCCGAGGACAGGGGCACCAUCCUCCCGCCAGUGGCGAACAAGCCGCAUGUGCUCAUCGCGUACUGCGACCGGUGUCGAUGGUCGCCUCGCGCGAGCUGGACCCAGACCGAGCUCUUCCUCACCUUCCCCCCGCCGCUAAUCGGCUCCAUCACGCUGCAGCCGCUCAACACGCCCGAGACGGGCGGCCAGUUCCGCGUCUGGAUCGACAUGGGCGUGAAUCGGUGGCAGCUGGUGUGGGACCGCAAGACCGAGGGUGGCUUCCCCGAGCUCAAGGUGCUCAAGCAGCGCAUUCGCAACAUUGUUCAGCCCGACAUGGGGCUCGGACACUCGGACGUGAAGGGCAAGGCGGCCGCCGAAGGGGAGGACAGCAAGGCCGAGGCUGGAGGCAAGGCCGAGUGA